Molecule: messenger RNA, 1053 nt
Organism: Fusarium fujikuroi IMI 58289
Lineage: Eukaryota; Fungi; Ascomycota; Sordariomycetes; Hypocreales; Nectriaceae
Product: related to formaldehyde dehydrogenase
Exons: 4
Coding region: 1-1053 (350 amino acids)
Molecular function (GO): oxidoreductase activity; zinc ion binding
Source: RefSeq, a predicted model, not a curated record
AUGAGGUCUGUCGUCUUCAAAGGGGUCAAGCAGGUUGCUCUUGAAAAUCGGCCGAAACCUACAAUUCAAGACCCGACCGACAUCAUCGCCAAAGUGAAAUACACGGCUUUGUGUGGAAGCGAGCUCCAUGUCUUUCGCGGGCAUCAACCUUCCGGAACCGGCUUCAUCAUGGGCCACGAGUUCACUGGCGUUGUCGAUGAAGUCGGCUCCGCUAUAACCAAGCUCCAGCCAGGCGAUGCGAUUGUGAGCCCUUUCACCGUGAGCUGCGGAGAGUGCUUCUUCUGCAAACACGGAUUCUCGUCACGAUGCGACAAGAGUCUUCUCUUUGGUACCGUUCCUCUUGAUGGGGCGCAAGCGGAAUAUGUGAGGAUUCCGUAUGCUGAAAGCACUGUCGUAAAGGCUCCCGAGGAGAUUGACGACUUGAAGCUAUGUCUGAUGGCGGAUAUCUUCCCAACUGGCUGCUAUGCUGCAUCUAAUGGUCUGAAGGAUCUGAGUAAAGAGCAGGUCGAGGAUAGCAUCGUCGUUUUGAUCGGAUGCGGACCAGUGGGUAUCUGUGCCCUUAUCGCCGCGCUGGAGUACAAGCCCAAGGCCAUUCUCGUAGUUGACGGUAUCGAGUCCAGACUUUCACUUGCCAAGAGCCUUGGAGCCGAACCGUGGAAUUACCUCACGCAGAAAGAUGAGCUGGAAAAGCGAGUCAAGGAAUUGAGUGACGGCCGCGGUGCUGAUGUGAUCAUUGAGGUUGUUGGACAUAGCUCGGCUCUGGAUAUGGGCUUCAAGCUUCUUCGACCAUGGGGCAUCAUCUCUAGUGUUGGUGUACACAAUGGAGAGAUUCCGUGGACAGGAAAUCAGGCUUACGGGAAGAACCUCACUAUCAAGAUGGGCAGAUGUCCUGUUCGGAGCAUCUUCGAAGACUCAUUGAAGCUGCUUGCUAAGAAGCAGCAUCUCUUGGACUUCAUGACCGCGACGGUAAUGCCGCUCAGCAAUGCUCUUGAGGGCUACGAGCUGUUCGACUCGAUGAAGGCUCAAAAGGUCAUAUUCGAUGCAGAGAAAUAA